Molecule: messenger RNA, 1327 nt
Organism: Drosophila sechellia
Lineage: Eukaryota; Metazoa; Arthropoda; Insecta; Diptera; Drosophilidae
Product: ficolin-1
Exons: 2
Coding region: 16-756 (246 amino acids)
Source: RefSeq, a predicted model, not a curated record
UUUCGAGCCAACACAAUGAAACCCAUUUGCUUCGCACUCUGCGUAGUUUCGCUAGGCCUUUUCUAUUUGGCCAGUGCUGAGAUUGGUGAAAAUGUGAAGAUCCAGCCGUACAAGAAGUAUAGUUCAUCCUGCAAGGAGUUGAACCCCAAGAAGAGCGGUGUCCAGAAGAUCCAAGUGGGCUCCUAUGUAAUCGAAGUGUACUGCGAUGUGACAAUCGCCGGAAAGGGCUGGCUGGUCGUCCAGCGAAGAGUCAGUGUGGAGGAGAACUUCUAUCGCAAUUGGACGUCUUAUCAGACGGGUUUCGGUGACCUUAAGGGUAACUUCUUCAUCGGCUUGAAUAAUCUGAACAAGAUCUCGUCUCUGCAACCCCAAGAGUUGUACAUUGAGUUGGUGGACUUUGCUGGCGAGAAGCGGUAUGCCCACUACAGUGUGUUCCACGUGGGCAACGUGUACAGUAACUACCCGAUAACCCAGCUGGGCGCGUACAGUGGAACCGCCGGAGACAGUCUGAGCUAUCAUCUGUACCAGCCUUUCAGCACCUUCGAUAGGGAUAACGACAAUGCCACUAUCAACUGUGCCGCCAGAUACAUGGGAGCCUGGUGGUACAGGGAAUGUCUUAGCAGCAAUCUUAACGGUGCCUAUCUGGGUGGAAGCCACACCGAUCCCGCGCUGUUUGGCUCUGGAAUAGUUUGGGGAGAAUGGAAGGGCUUCACAUACAGCUACAAGACUAUUAACAUUAUGGUGCGACCGAAAUAAGUUCUUGAUAAUUUAGAAGUACUUGUUAAACUGACUAGAUAACUGCCUCUAAACCUAUGAGCUGAUUAGUUAUUUGCUAACAGUGAAAACCUACCAAUAUCUAUACAUUUAUUUUAUUUAUUUACCUUUUUUAGAUUGCAUGGCUUUUGUUUUAUUGGCCUAAAUAUUUGCAACAUAGAGAGCAAACAUUGUCCAUUUAUUUGAUCGCUAUAAGUUUGGAAUAAUAUUGCUUACUUCUUGUAAAUCGCAUAGUGCUGAUAAGAAACUUUUUCUCGCAUUCUUAUCGCCGUUCAAGUUCAAGUUCUCAAGUUAUGUUUGCAGAUAUCAAAUUGUGGUUUAUGAGAAACAUUUGUCGAGCAGCCCAGUUCCUGCCCAAGCCCCCAAUCCCGCGUUCUGUUGGGGAGUGUUGUAUAUCCGCUUGUGUAUCCAAUAACCGCAGCGCAGCCCCCAAAUGCUUUUGUUAUUUAUUUUCGGGCUUUUGGACUCUGGUGCACGGAUAAUGGUGAUGACUCAAUUGACGUACAAUGGCCAACUUUCAAGUGAAGGAAUUAAAGGCAAAGUAUCAUAUCAA